Messenger RNA from Leishmania mexicana MHOM/GT/2001/U1103, 1458 nucleotides. RefSeq names its product phosphate carrier protein, mitochondrial precursor-like protein. Gene Ontology annotation, molecular function: phosphate transmembrane transporter activity. Lineage: Eukaryota; Euglenozoa; Kinetoplastea; Trypanosomatida; Trypanosomatidae. The transcript has a single exon. Gene Ontology annotation, cellular component: mitochondrial inner membrane. The coding region runs from base 1 to 1458 and encodes 485 amino acids. The record is from RefSeq and is a predicted model, not a curated record. Gene Ontology annotation, biological process: mitochondrial phosphate ion transmembrane transport.
AUGUUGCCCGUGCCGACCGGCUUUGCGGUGCACAGCCGCAACACUGUCUCAAACAACAGUGAAGGCGACGGGCACGGUAAUCGCGUCGAUGAGCGAAGUACCGCCUUGGGGCCUGUGGCUGGCGUCGGCGGAGGCUUAACAACGGAAGCAGAUGUGGUAAGCGCAGUGAUAACGACGUCCCUCUUGCCGCCUGGCAGCGCGAAUGGAGUGGGGGCGGCCUCGCAUUUCACGCCCAUCGUGGGCGCGCGAGACCGGGUGUGCUUCCAGCACUUCCUCAUCGCGGCGGCGGCGGCGGCGCUCACGGCGGUCCUCGUCGUCACGUACGUGUGGCAGUCCACCUCCGCGUUCAACAUCGACCCGGUCACCGGCAAGGUACGCCCGCACUCGUUCCAGUACUUCGUCUACUGUUUUCUGGGCGGCAUCGCGGCGGGGCUGAUGCACCUCCUCGUUGCCCCGAUCGACAUCCUAAAGUGCCGCGUGCAGGUGGGUGAGUACCGAAGCUUUAGGGACGGCUUCGUGCACCUAUUCCGCGUUGAGGCCGGCGGCUCCGUCUACCGCGCGCUGCCGCUGUUCUUCCGCGGGUGGCUGCCAAUGCUGUGGGGAUACUGCAUUCAAGGCUCGAUCAAGUUCUCUCUCUACGAAAUAUUCAAGUACGUGCUGCUGAUCGUCAUUCUGGAGCCGUCAGUGAAGGUGAAGGCGGCAGCUGCGGCCGCGGGAGGCGUGACCAACUCGCUCGCGUCGUCGCCACCGGCGCGUGUGUCCGGCGUCUACCAGUUCUUCGUCUUUCUCUUCUCCAGCUGCCUGGCCGAAAUGGUUGCCGAUCUCGGUCUGGCGCCGUGGGAGGCGGUAAAGAUUCGCAUGCAGACCUCGCCGUCGUUUCCGGCGCACCUCCGCAGCGCCCUGCCGCGCAUGUGGGAGACGGAGGGGCUGCACGGUUUUUACAAGGGGCUCGUGCCGCUCUGGAGCAGGCAGGUGCCGUACACAAUGAUGAAGUUCUCCUCGUUCGAAUUCGUCGUCGUUGGGCUGCAGUCCCUCUUCCAUAGCCUUGGGAUCACGGACGCCGAGGAGCCUGGUGUCUUGGGUAAGCUGGUGAUAAGCUUGCUCGCCGGAGUGGUAGCGGGGCUGCUGUGCGGCGUUGUGUCGCACCCGGCGGACACGGUGCUGUCGAAGAUGAAUCAGAGGUCAUCUGCGCCCACAUCGAGUGCUGUGCCGGCGUUGGCCAAUACGCUUGCAGACACCCAAUGCGGCAGCGUGGGGCACGGCAGAGCCGGCGCCGCACACAGUGGCGCGAUGCACGGUGUUCUUGAGGUGAUGCGUGAGCUAGGGUGGCGCGGCAUCUGGAAAGGCUUGGCUCCUCGCCUGUUGAUGGUGGUUUCGCUGACGGCACUGCAGUGGGUGACGUAUGACGGCUUCAAGGUGUGGGCUGGACUGCCUACCUCCGGCGAUGUAGAAAAGUGA